This is a messenger RNA of Pelobates fuscus (common spadefoot toad), 4009 nucleotides long. Its product is annotated as KIAA0319 like. Gene Ontology annotation, cellular component: Golgi apparatus; cytoplasmic vesicle; membrane. The coding region runs from base 253 to 3402 and encodes 1049 amino acids. The transcript is spliced from 22 exons. Gene Ontology annotation, molecular function: calcium ion binding. The record is from RefSeq and is a predicted model, not a curated record. Gene Ontology annotation, biological process: homophilic cell-cell adhesion; neuron migration. Lineage: Eukaryota; Metazoa; Chordata; Amphibia; Anura; Pelobatidae.
CCAAGGGGAGGAGACACAGGAGACAGCUAGGGGGGCAGAGAGAGAGCGAGCGAGCGAGAGCGACAGGUACACACAGAGGACAGGACUUCGCUCUGUCUAUCAAUCCAAAGAUAAUAUUCUUCAUUAGUGUACUCAAAAUCCUGGUAGAAUCUUUCCACCCUGUCUCCCCAUGGAGUAGAGUUUGAGUUGGUGGCACCACUGGAACAGAGACAGCUGACAUGUUUCAGAUUCGAAGCAGCCAGAGAAGACAAAAUGGAAACACACAGAACAGGAUCAGCGACCCCUGACACCUCCACUUUAUCAAAGCGCCCUGCAGUGAGGUGGCAGGUCACCUGGUUUAGAAAGAUACACCUGUUCACAUGUCUGAGUGUGCUGUGUGCCACCUGCACCCCCACAGAUGCCAGUCGAAGCAGUUCUGUAUGCCAGACAGGUAGAAUACAGUUUGGGCUUGGCUUGAGGACUAGUAAUGAAGCUUCUCUGCAUUUUCUUGAAGAUCACCAAAGUUUGCACUCUUGCCAUACACUGUGCUGCCAGAGCCACUCUUGCAACGUCUUUUGGUUGCAGGGGGGCACCUGUAUCCUGUCUGACUGUUUGACACAUGGAUGUGUUACAACCCAUGUGGAUUCAGGAAAUUCUGUGCUCGUUUUCUUGCACAGGGACACAAUCUCAAGAGGCAUGUCACCUCCCCAUUGGCAAACAUUUAAAGUUUUACAGAAGGAUAGAAAGAUACGGACUCCAGUAGAAACAGUGGUGUCCAACAACGGGCCAAAGUAUGAUAGAACUCUUGACAGAGUAAGAAGGCAUUUGGCAAAAGGAGAGCGAAGGAAACGUGAUUUAACAGACUCACAAAAUCCAGUGUCAACCAGCAUGAGUGAAGAGGGUCCUUCUUCAAAAAGAGCCAGCCAGGAAAAGAUAAAGGGUUCAACGGAGGGUGACAAAAUCACUCUGAUUCCCACUCCACAGCCAUCCUCUGUAGACUCUUUCGCCGAAAAGCCACCUGCUAACAUCCAAUCAAAUGACACCAACACUCUAUCACUCGGGGAUCUGUCAGCUGGGGGAAGUGAGAAGCCAAGCAGCAAUGAAACACAUCCAGUCUUGAUACCCAGCAACACAACCACACAGCCAAGCCCAGUACCCACAAGUACCAGCACUAAAGUUCCCGUAAUGAACAAGCUUGUGGUAUCUGCAGGGGACAGCGUUGAAGUAACCUUGCCAAAAAAUGCUGUCCAGCUGAAUGCUUUUGUCUUACCAGUUCCUCCAGAGGGAAAAGUGUACACUUAUGACUGGAGACUGAUCACUCAUCCAACAGAUUACAGUGGAGAGAUGGAAGGAAAAUAUUCCCAACUACUGAAACUGUCGAAGCUCACAGCGGGUCUGUAUGAGUUCAAGGUGAUUGUGGAAGGAGAAAAUUCAUAUGGAGAAGGUUUUGUAAAUGUCACUGUCAAACCAGAACCUCGAGUGAAUCAACCUCCAGUUGCCAUUGUGUCACCUCGCUAUCAGGAAAUUUCACUUCCCACCACAUCGACUGUGAUUGAUGGAAGCCAGAGCACCGAUGAUGAGAAGAUUGUGAGCUAUGAGUGGGAGGAGCUGAAAGGUCCCCUGAGAGAGGAAAAGGUCUCGGCAGAAACACCCAUCUUAAAACUAGCAAACUUGGUUCCUGGAAACUACACAUUCAGCUUUACUGUAACUGAUUCAGAUGGGGCAAAAAAUUCCACCACGGCCAGCUUGACUGUUAACAAAGCUGUGGAUUAUCCUCCUGUAGCUAAUGCAGGAGCCAACCAAGUGAUCACCCUCCCCAAAAACUCUAUUGUGCUCUUCGGGAAUCUGAGUACUGAUGAUCAUGGCAUUGUCAGCUAUGAAUGGUCUUUGAGUCCAAGCAGCAAAGGAAAUGUUAUGGAGAUGCAGGGAGUCAGGACAUCAACUCUACAGUUAUCUGCACUGCAAGAAGGAGACUACACUUUUCAGCUGACUGUUACAGACUCUGCAGGACAGCAGUCUACCAGCGAGGUUACUGUAAUUGUUGAACCAGAGAAUAACAAACCACCUGAGGCUGAUGCCGGACCAGACAAGGAGCUCACCCUGCCGGUGGACGGUACCAGACUUGACGGCAGCCGGAGCACAGAUGAUCAGAAGAUUGUUUCUUAUCUGUGGGAGAAAACACGGGGACCCGAUGGUGUGAAAAUCAUGAAUGACACCAGCAGCAUUGCAGUUGUGAGUGGCCUGCAAGUUGGAAACUAUGAGUUUACUUUGACGGUGAAGGAUGAGCGAGACUUAAAAAGCCAGAGCAUAGUCAGCGUCAUCGUAAAGGAAGAGAUGAACAAGCCACCGAUCGCCAAGAUUGCUGGCAACAUUGUGAUCACUCUCCCUAGCAAUACUGCAGAACUUGAUGGCUCCAAGUCUUGGGAUGAUAAGGGAAUUGUUAGCUACCAAUGGGAAAGGGAUGAGGGGAGCCCUGCUGCUGGAGAUGUGCUCAAUAACUCUGACCGGGAUGCAGUCUUGUUUCUCUCUAACCUCGUUGAAGGCACUUACACUUUUCACUUGAAAGUGAUGGAUGCUAAAGGAGAGAGUGACACUGACCGGGCGACAGUUGAGGUAAAACAAGACGCUAUGAAAAACAACCUGGUUGAGAUGAUCCUGGAUGUAAGUGUCAGCCAGCUGACCGAGAGACAAAAGGGGAUGUUUAUGAGGCAAAUUGCAGUUCUCCUAGGGCUACUGGAUUCAGACAUCAUUGUCCAGAAGAUUCAGCUAUAUACGGAGCAGAGCACUAAGGUUGUCUUCUUUGUGAAGAACCAGCCACCUCAUCUGGUCAUGAAAGGUCAUCAGGUUGCCUGGAAACUCCGCAAUGAGCUCCGCAAACAGCAGAGUGACUUCCUCAUCUUCAAAGCAUUGGAAAUAGAUACAUUCACCUGCCAGCUGAACUGCUCUUUGCAUGGACACUGCAACUCAUUCACCAAGCUUUGUGUCUGUGACCCUUUCUGGAUGGAGAACUUUAUCCGUAGGCAGUUUGGAGACGGAGAAAGCAACUGUGAAUGGAGUGUUCUGUAUGUCAUCAUUACAAGCUUCUUAGUACUGGUAGCUCUAGGACUGCUGUCAUGGUGUAUGAUCUGCUUUUGUAGAAGAAAGAAGAGCAAACUUAAACGCAAGAGCAGGUACAAAAUUCUGGAAGGAACUGAUGACCAAGAGAGCAUUGAGAUGAAGUCUGGCCUCAAAACUGGGGUCAAGCUGAAAGCUCCAGUUCAGAACACUAGUUUGAUGCAUUCGGAAUCAGAACUAGACAGUGAUGACAACGUUUACACUUGGUCAGACAGAGAGAAGGGCAAACUCCUUCGACCACAAAAUGGCUCCUUACGUAAUGGACAAGCCUCUCAAAAAAACAAGAACCAGAGAGAGGAGCUAUUAUAACUAAAAUGAAGGAUCAACCAACAUGCUUGCAUCUAGUUUUGUGUCGUGUGCAGGACAAUGAAACUGUCCACAACUCGAACUUUCUAAACCACUGGUUUUCUUAUUGGAUGCAGAUGAUGCUUGGAACUUCUUACAUUUUUUUAAAAUUAGAUUACCACCUCUUUUGCUUCUCUGGGAGCAUGUAACUGGACAUACUUGAACUGGAAUUUUACAAUGGAAAAAUUAAAAACUACUGGAUUUCUCCUUAUAUGUUACUUUUUUAAAGUGACUAAAUUAAUGAUAUAGAUAUUUUUUCUGCAGUUUCCUGGGACUUUCAAUCCUCAGGUUUGAGCCACGGUUUUUAAUUGCAUCCAAGUUUAAGUGCACUAUGCUGCCAAUUUCUCAAUGGCAUUGAAGGAUAAAAUGUGAAAGGUGAUGAACAUGUACUGUGGUUCUCCCUCGCGCUCUUGUUGGAUUUUCAGGGCCUUAAUCUUUAGAACUUUUUUUGUUUUCCUUUUAAUUUCUGAAGACAAUAAUCCAUUACUACUGGCUACUAAAUCCCCCCCUCCCCCUCCUCAAAGGAAGAAGAAGCCAAACUGAAAGGAAAAAUAUGAAUGAUUUGGGGCAA